This is a messenger RNA of Hevea brasiliensis (rubber tree), 3436 nucleotides long. RefSeq names its product receptor like protein 21. The record is from RefSeq and is a predicted model, not a curated record. Gene Ontology annotation, molecular function: protein binding. The coding region runs from base 36 to 3302 and encodes 1088 amino acids. Lineage: Eukaryota; Viridiplantae; Streptophyta; Magnoliopsida; Malpighiales; Euphorbiaceae. The transcript is spliced from 9 exons.
UGAGUAUAAGUAAUUAUAAGGGGGAGAAGUAGUGAAUGGGAGCAUCACAUUUUCAAAUGGAGUUGGCAAAUUUAGCAAAGUGCUUAUUUUUGGGUUUUAUGAUCCUGUGGAUUCAAAUCCAUGGAAACAAAGGUUGCUUUGAAGCAGAGAGAUCGGCACUCUUAAAUUUUAAGAAAUUUGUUGUAUCAGAUGGAGCUGAUGCAGAUCAUCUUCUUUCUUCUUGGGUUGAUGAUUCAAUGAGUGACUGCUGUAAAUGGGAGCGUGUCACGUGUAAUUCUACUACAAGUCACGUGAUUGAGCUCUUCCUCAACAAUACACGACAACAUGACAUAGAUAGCAAAUCAUUUUAUGAUGAUGAAAAUAUUUGGUUUAUAAAGGUGUCAAUGUUCCAGCAGUUGAAAGAGCUCAGAAAUCUUAAUUUAUCCUACAAUGUAAUUGGUGGUUUUAUUGAUUAUGAUGAAGGUUUUGAAAGAUUAUCAGAAUUAAAGAAGCUAGAAACCUUAGACCUUAGUCAUAAUUAUUUCAAUGAUAGCAUCUUAUCAUCAUUGGGUGCUCUUACAUCACUUAAGUCUUUGAUUCUUAAAAGCAAUAGCAUGGAAGGUUCCUUCCCUAGCAAAGGUUUUGAAAAAUUAGAGGAGUUGGAUAUCAGUUACAAUCUGUUCAAUAAUAGCAUCUUAUCAUCAUUGGGUGCUCUUACAUCACUUAAGUCUUUGAUUCUUGAAGAUAAUAGGAUGAAAGGUUCCUUCCCUAGCAAAGAAUUAAAUAGUCUGAAGAAUUUGAAAAUACUGGAUAUAAGUGACAAUGAAUUCAAUGGCUCCCUCUCACUUGAAGGUUUUGAAAGAUUAGAGGAUUUGGACAUCAGUUACAAUCAGUUCAAUAAUAGUAUAUUAUCAUCAUUGGGUGCUCUUACAUCACUUAGGACUCUGAAAAUUAGAGGGAAUAGCAUGGAAGGUUCCUUCCCUAUCCAAGAAUUAAAUAAUAUGAAAAAUUUGGAAACACUGGAUAUAAGUUUCAAUGGAUUCAACGGUUCCCUCUCACUUGAAGAAUUAAAUAAUUUAAAAAAUUUGGAAAUGCUGGAUAUAAGUUACAAUCGAUUCAAUGACUCCUUCUCAUUUGAAGAAUUAAGUAAUCUGACAAAUUUGGAAAUAUUGGAUUUGAGUUAUAAUCAAUUCAACGGCUCUCUCUCAAAAGGAUUAUGCAAAUUCAAAAGUCUCAUUGAGUUGGGUCUCGGAGGAAAUCAAUUUUCUGGUCCUCUUCCGGAAUGUAUUGGCAACUUGACCAACCUCCAAGUUCUUGAUCUGUCAUUCAAUCAGUUGAGUGGCAACUUUCAAUCUGUUGUUUCUAAACUCACAUCCCUCAAGUAUUUGCUACUUUCUGGUAAUGAGUUUGAAGGCUUAUUCUCAUUUAGCGCUUUGGCUAACCACUCUAAGCUUGAAGUAUUUCUACUCUCUUCGGGAAGUACGAGGUUAGAAUUGGAAACAGAACAUCCUACAUGGUUUCCUACAUUUCAACUCAAGUACAUUGACUUGUCGAAUUGCAACUUAAAUGUGAGAACUAGAGCAAUUCCUAGCUUUCUUCUCUACCAAAAUGACAUACGCUUCAUUGAUCUCUCUCACAAUAUGUUGUUUGGGAUGUUCCCCUCUUGGAUCUUACGAAAUAACUCCAAGUUACAAGUUAUGAAUUUGAUGAACAACUCAUUUACGGGAACUUUUCAUCUACCAAAUUACAAGCAUGAUUUGCAUAUGUUUGAUAUUUCGAGCAACAACAUCACUGGUGUGCUGCCUAAGGAGUUUGGUUUGGUCCUCUCAAAUCUACUCCAUAUAAACAUGUCAAGAAAUAAUUUCAACGGUAAUGUUCCUUCUUCAAUUAGUGAGAUACAAGAACUAUAUGCUCUGGAUUUAUCGCAUAAUAAAUUCUCAGGAGAGUUGCCAGGAAGUUUGUUUGCAAAUUGUACCUUUGAUUGUACACUGAUUCUGUCAAACAAUAAUCUUCAGGGGAACAUUUUUCCUCAAAAUAUGAACUUGAGAAGCUUGACGACAUUAGAUAUGAAAAACAACAACUUCAGUGCGAUGAUAGGCGUAGACUUCUUGGACAGAUCCUCCCUAUCUUUUUUGGACAUAUCCAAUAAUAAGGUAUCAGGUCCAUUUCCCAGACAACUAUGUAAUAUGAGUAGUCUUGAAUUUUUAGACCUCUCAGAAAAUAGGUUAUAUGGGCCUAUGCCUUCUUGUUUCAAUGCUUCAUCAUUGAGCUUCCUGUUUUUACAAAAGAACAGUCUAAAUGGAUCCAUACCCCAUGUGCUUCUUAGAAGUCCUAAUUUAGUGGCACUUGAUCUGACAGAUAAUAGUUUUUCUGGAAAUAUUCCAUCUUGGAUCAGUCAGCUCUCCCAAUUGCGUGUGCUUUUAUUGGGAGGUAAUGAAUUGCAUGGCAGUAUUCCUAAUCAGCUGUGUGAAUCAAGAAAUGUGAGUAUCAUGGAUCUUUCAAGUAAUUUACUUUCAGGUUCCAUACCUUCAUGUUUUAAUAAUAUAUCUUUUGGGAAUAAUAUAUCAUUUAGAAUGAUGGGAGUCAAUUAUUUAUACUCUAUGAAUGAACCACUUGAGAUCUUUUGUGCUCCAAGAGAUGGUACUAUUUACCGGUAUCUGCCUUGUGUGCCUGGGUAUUCUUCAGAAUAUGUGGAAGUGGAAAUUGCAAUGAAAUAUAGAUACAACUCUUAUAGGGGUGAUAUUAUCAACUUGAUGGCAGGAAUAGAUUUAUCAUGCAAUGAGUUAAGUGGUAGAGUUCCUCAAGAAAUUGGAGACCUGCAUGGAAUUCGGUCAUUGAAUUUGUCUAACAAUCACUUAACAGGAUCUAUACCAGUCAGUUUUUCAAAUUUAAGGAAUUUAGAGAGCCUAGAUCUUGGCAACAACAGUUUGAAUGGUGAAAUUCCUAGUGAACUAGUUAUGUUGACCUUUUUGGAAACUUUUAAUGUUUCAUACAACAAUUUCUCUGGUAGAGUUCUUGAUAAAGGGCAAUUUGGGACUUUUGAUGAAAAUAGUUACAAAGGUAACCCCGGCCUUUGCGGACCACUCAUUCAUCGGAGCUGCAGUACUGAUGAAACUCCACCACCAUCACCAUCUAUUGAUGUAGAAGAGGAAGAUGAAGGUGGUAUUGAUAUGGAGUGGUUCUAUUGGAGUUUCUGUGGAUCCUACGUCACAAUUCUAUUGGUGUUGGUAGCAAUCCUCUGCAUCAACAAGCAUUGGUGCAUGUUAUGGUUUAACUUGGUUGAUAUUUGUAUUAAUUCAAUUUCAGUUUGGCUCAACCAAUAAUAUGUCUAGUGUCUAUGCAAAAAUGUAGGCUUGUGCUAGUGCUUGAAGAACAUGGAGCUCCAUUGAUACGAAUAUUAUUGGUCUGUGUUAGUCAUUGUAAUAAUUGAAAUUUGAUUUCAUUUCCAUUGCCAAAA